Messenger RNA from Nerophis lumbriciformis (worm pipefish), 696 nucleotides. Lineage: Eukaryota; Metazoa; Chordata; Actinopteri; Syngnathiformes; Syngnathidae. The record is from RefSeq and is a predicted model, not a curated record.
AUGUCGAUGACAGGCAACGGCUACAAACCUGUGAGUCAUGUCAUAUUUGACAUGGAUGGAUUGCUAUUAGACACGGAGCGCCUGUACUCUGUGUCCUUCCAGGAGGUGUGUGACCGGUUUGGAAAGAAAUACACAUGGGGAGUGAAGUCCAAAGUGAUGGGCGCAAAGGCUUUGGAGGCGGCUCAAAUUAUUCGUGACACUUUGGACCUUCCGAUUACAGCAGAGGAGCUACUUUUUGAAACCAGACAAAUACAGGAGAGGAUAUUUCCUUCAGCCAAACUCAUGCCAGGUGUGGAAAAGUUGGUGAACCAUUUGAAGAGACAUGGGAUCCCCAUUGCUGUAGCGACUAGCUCAGCUGCUGUGACGUUUAAUUUGAAGACAAGCCAGCACAAAGAUUUCUUUGCUUUGUUCAACCACAUUGUCCUGGGAGAUGAUCCUGAAGUAAAGAAUUCCAAGCCAAAGCCUGACUCCUUCCUGGUUUGUGCCAGCAGAUUCAAGCCACCAGCUUCUCCAGAUACUUGCUUGGUAUUUGAGGAUGCUCCCAACGGUGUGAAGGCAGCCCUGGCAGCGGGUAUGCAGGUGGUGAUGGUUCCAGAUGAGAACUUGGACCCAGUUCUGACUCAAGGCGCCACUCUGAGACUCAGGAACAUGGAGGAAUUUGAUCCGCAACUCUUUGGCCUACCAGCGUUUUGCUGA